AUGAACGUGACCUUCCUGAACCACAGCGGCUUGGGGGAGGUGGGCGGCGUGGGCGCCAGCUCCGGGGACGUCUUGGGUAAUCGCAGCCACGGGCUGGGCACGUGGCUGGGCUGCUGCCCCGGGGGUGCACCGUUGGCUGCCAGCGACGGUGUCCCCGCGGGGCUGGCACCGGAUGAGCGCAGCCUGUGGGUGUCGCGCGUGGCGCAGAUCGCAGUGCUCUGCGUGCUGUCGCUCACUGUGGUCUUCGGCGUUUUCUUCCUGGGCUGUAACCUCCUCAUCAAGUCGGAGAGCAUGAUCAACUUUCUGGUGGAGGAGCGCCGGCCCUCCAAGGAUGUGGGCGCCGCCAUCCUGGGGCUCUACUGAACGCCGCCCUGGCUCAUCCGCGCC
This is a messenger RNA of Otolemur garnettii (small-eared galago), 387 nucleotides long. RefSeq names its product reprimo like (gene RPRML). The record is from RefSeq and is a predicted model, not a curated record. Lineage: Eukaryota; Metazoa; Chordata; Mammalia; Primates; Galagidae. The coding region runs from base 1 to 363 and encodes 120 amino acids. The transcript has a single exon.